GGGAGGUGAGUCACCUUGAGCGGUGCGGAGCCGGGCCCAGGAGGGAGAAGGAUCGAGCACAAUGCAGCCCACCGGUACUCUCCUCGUUUCUCCUGCCUUGAUCCGCUGCUGUACCAGGGUCCUGGCCAGCCCAGCGUCUGCAUCUGUCCUGAGCAGGCCCGAGAUCCGGUCUGAACAGUCAGCUCCGGCCUGCAGCGCGCUCCAGCUGGCCCGCCGGGACUUCCAGACAAGCGCCGUCUCCCGGGACAUCGACACCGCGGCCAAGUUCAUCGGGGCCGGGGCUGCCACGGUUGGGGUGGCCGGCUCCGGGGCGGGGAUCGGGACCGUUUUCGGCAGCCUGAUCAUCGGCUAUGCCAGAAACCCGUCGCUCAAACAGCAGCUGUUCUCCUACGCCAUCCUGGGCUUCGCCCUCUCUGAGGCCAUGGGGCUCUUCUGCCUGAUGGUGGCCUUCCUCAUCCUCUUCGCCAUGUGAGGCCCGGUGCGGGGGGCUGCCGUGCCCGCCUCUGCUGCUUCAGCUCCGGCCUGCCGCUCUGCCUAGGGCAUGCUGAGCUUUCCUAUUAAACACCAUGUUUCUCUA
Messenger RNA from Tachyglossus aculeatus (Australian echidna), 577 nucleotides. It is a transcript of the gene ATP5MC1, whose product is annotated as ATP synthase membrane subunit c locus 1. Gene Ontology annotation, biological process: proton motive force-driven ATP synthesis; proton transmembrane transport. The coding region runs from base 62 to 472 and encodes 136 amino acids. The record is from RefSeq and is a predicted model, not a curated record. The transcript has 5 exons. NCBI's taxonomy places the organism in Eukaryota, Metazoa, Chordata, Mammalia, Monotremata, Tachyglossidae. Gene Ontology annotation, molecular function: proton transmembrane transporter activity.